Messenger RNA from Biomphalaria glabrata, 1902 nucleotides. RefSeq lists its product as uncharacterized. Gene Ontology annotation, molecular function: wide pore channel activity. The transcript is spliced from 12 exons. Lineage: Eukaryota; Metazoa; Mollusca; Gastropoda; Planorbidae. Bases 88 to 1785 code for a protein of 565 amino acids. Gene Ontology annotation, cellular component: membrane. The record is from RefSeq and is a predicted model, not a curated record.
AGUAGAUCCUGUAGACUCAUUGGACUCAGUCAUUGGAUCUAAUCUCAUGAUUAUUCUUUGACUUUUGGUUUCGAGUUUGUGUUGAACAUGUAUUUCUUUGUGUUGCUUCUUUGUCUUGUUCCAAAGAUUGAAGCAGACUUCACGUUGAGCUACUUCAAGCCUUGGAUAGGAGUUGGUUAUAACCUGGUCAAAGCCAAUCCUUCUGUAGGAAACGACGCCUCACAGGCGACGGAUCCUGGUUUCUACGCGACCAGAAGAAUCCUGCGAGUGACUGGUGCCAGCAGCAAUGACACUUCGAGCCAGAACAGCACAGGGCCGACCGAGGUAGAGUGGGUCCAGAGACAGUCAUGCAGUAACGGGGCCGUGGAGCGAACCUUUUAUUCCGGCAGGAGCUACCAGCAGAAGCUUCUGGAACAGAUCAAGGUGGACAGUCAGAAUGACCUUGACAUCCAAGGACUGGCUUUCGUGGAAAGUGACCAAUACAAACGCGUUGUCCGUGAGACUUCCGGGCCUUCUGGGAACGUUCUUCACGAUAUCACUACGCAGUGCACCUUGGGAACGCUGCGCUACAAGACAGAGCUUCUAGACACACCGUUGAUUGAGCCAACGUUUGCGCAUGCGUUGUGCUCACUUCCGUCCACAUAUUCUCUGCAGCCUUACGUCCAGUUCAUUCAAAACUGGGGCACGCAUGUCGUGAUUUCCUUCGACUAUGGUUACUCUGUCAUGACCGAGAAAGGAGGCAGCAAGUCCGAGUUUAUCACCGCACUUUUGGUCUCUAAUAACCCUGCAGUGAGGAAUAGUGGAGCUUAUAAGAACUACACUGAGUCUUAUAGCAUUCCCGCUGAAGAAAUUGGCAACUAUGAUAGUCAACAUCUACAGUUCGGGGUUGAAACCCAGACGGUGAAGAGAGGUUCACAGCAGAAUCCUGAACCGAUAACUCUAGUUCUUCUCCCCAUUAGCGAAGUAGUGAUGAGUCUUCACUGGAGCUCCAGCGUGCUUCCAGCAGAUUGUCCUGCUAACCUGCUCUCCCUCCUGCCCCAGUACGGUGCCAAUUUGAAGAUGGCAGUGACAGAAUACGCCAAGACAUUCACUGCCCCAACCAAUGAUCCAACUUCGUUUGUUAUUCCAUUGGCCUGGCCAGCAAGCCAGUUCGGCUUACUUCAGCCCAAAGCUGGCUGCUCCAGUGACGGACUCACCAGAUGGGAAUACGGCUCAAGGGAAUUCACUCCCGAGUACUACUUCACUCACAACAGUUUCUCGAAUCCCCUAAACCUGGCCGGUGAGUUUAACAAUCAGCGAAUCGUUGAACAGUUCUGUGUCAAAACUACAGGAACUGAAGCUCCUGACUGGCCCAAAGGAUCCUACUGCAUCCACAGAUACUCGCCAGCUUGUCCUGCAGGUUUUCUGUCGGGUUGGGUUUACUGGGAUGAUGAAGAUGGCAACGACAACCACGACAAGGUCAACGGAACGCUGCCCGCUGGAGAGUACGGUGCUGACACAAAGAUGUACUUUUGCUGCAGGAUGGAUUCUCCAGCCACCAAGAAAAUAUUGCUGCCUCACAGGUCACCCUUCUAUUUACUACGUUAUGGGGGCUCCUGUCAACAAGUCUAUGGUAUGGUGGUGUCAGAAGAAUACGUCACGUUUGACACAGAGGACACUUUUAAUCAGAACAACGAUCAGCACAGCCCCCCGUAUCCCGACGAUGGAUCCUUGGACAAUAUCACAUUCAGGUUGUGUUAUUAUCAGCCAACUCUUCCCCCUCACGUUGAUGUGGCUGUGGGAUAGGAAAAUGAGAAAAAACUGGUGAUCAUGGGUUAACCAAACUGUAUGCCAGGUUUUUUUUAAUGCAAUAGACCUAAAUGAUAAAAUAUGUUGAAAUAUCAAUAAAAAUUUGCAAAACAA